This is a messenger RNA of Puma concolor (puma), 2235 nucleotides long. NCBI's taxonomy places the organism in Eukaryota, Metazoa, Chordata, Mammalia, Carnivora, Felidae. The record is from RefSeq and is a predicted model, not a curated record.
AUGGAGGAUUGCCUUCAUACCUCAUCUGAGAAUCUGUCCAAAUUGGUCAGCUGGGCCCACAGCCAUGGGACCAUUUGCAGCCUCAUUCCAAACCUGAAACACUUGCUUUCAGAAGGUUCCCAUGGGAACCUCACAGCAAUGUGGGGCUGUAGUGCUGGCCAUGCUUAUCACUGGCCAUUGACAGCUACUUGCAGAGCUGGGUCCCAAGAAAGGGUCUGUUUCCAGGAUAACAGAAGUUUUAACUCUGAUAGUCCCAGUAUAAUCGGAGUGCCCUCCGAGACACAAACUAGCCCUGUUGAAAGGUACCCUGGGAGACCAGUGAAAGCGAAGCUAGACUGUAAUCGGACCAGAGACUCUUGUGACUUCUCUUAUUGCAGUGAGCCCUCUGAACUGGAUGAAGCUGUUGAAGAAUAUGAAGAUGAAAACACCCUGUUUGACAUGGUUUGUGAGUCUUCUGUUACAGAUGAGGAUAGUGACUUUGAACCCCAAACCCAAAGGCCUCAAACCAUUGCUCGAAAAAGGCCUGGAAUAGUUCCAUCUUCUCUCCAUUCCAGCUCCCAAGCUCAAAUGGUUGAUGAAUGCAGCAAUGAUGUCAUCAUUAAGAAAAUCAAACAAGAGAUUCCCGAGGAUUAUUACAUUGUGGCGAAUGCAGAGCUGACUGGAGGGGUAGACGGACCAGCCCUGUCAUUGACACAGAUGGCAAAACCCAAGCCUCAGAGUCAUGCUGGUCCCUCUUGUAUAGGGUCUGCUAAGCUGAUUCCCCAUGUAACAUCUGCCAUCAGCACAGAGCUGGACCCACAUGGUGUGUCUGCAUCCCCCUCUGUGAUGUCCAGACCGAUCGUCCAGAAGACUGCCAGGGUAUCUCUGGCUUCACCAAACAGAGGACCUCCCAGUGCCCAUGGCACAAACCAGCAGGUGGCCAUGCAGAUGCCUGUGAGCACUUCCCAUCCUAAUAAACAGAUCAGCAUCCCUUUGUCUGCCCUGCAACUGCCUGGACAAGAUGACCAAAUUGCUUCUGAAGAGUUCCUGCCCCAUCUGCCCAGCCAGGUCUCCUCUUGUGAGGUAGCUCUUUCUCCCUCAGUUAACACAGAGCCAGAAGUGAGCUCCAGUCAGCAGCAGCCCCCAGUUGCUCCAACCAUAACCACUGAGGCCACAGCACAGUGCAUACCAGACCAGGAUGAAAGAGCAGCUGAGCUCAGCAGGGAGCAGAAUGAGAAAACCAUCCGGAGCACGCAGACUGCGCUCCGCAAUUUCCCCUAUUCUACUAAGCUCAACAAAUUUCCUGUAUUUAAUAUUAAUGAUGACUUGAAUGAUCUGUGUACCAGUGCCGUGAGCCCAAAUACUACCAAAGCCACGCGGUAUGCCCUGAAUGUGUGGCGAUAUUGGUGCAUGACCAACGGGCUCAAAGAUCACACAGACAUCACCAAGAUCCCCGCGGCGAAGUUGAACGAGCUGCUCGAGAAUUUUUACGUCACCGUUAAGAAGAGUGACGGCUCCGACUUCCUGGCCACCUCGCUGCACGCCAUCCGCCGGGGCCUGGACCGCAUCCUGAAGAAUGCAGGUGUGGGCUUUUCCAUCACCAGCAGCACCUUCAGCUCUUCCACCAAGAAACUCAAGGAGAAGCUGUGGGUGCUGAGCAAGGCAGGGAUGUCAGGUGCUCGUUCUCGCAAUAUUGUCUACUUUUCUCUUUCUGAUGAGGAGGAGAUGUGGCAGGCAGGGUGUCUAGGGGAUGACAGCCCCAUUACUCUCUUGUCCACUGUGGUCAAGUACAACAGCCAGUACCUGAACAUGCGGACACUGCAGGAGCAUGCAGAUCUGAUGUAUGGUGACAUUGAGCUGCUCAAAGACCCACAGAACCAGCCCUAUUUUGCCCGGACAGACAGUGUCAAGCGGGAGAGCCGGAGUGGUUCCACUAGAGUGUGUCAUGGGAAAAUCUACCAUGAGCAUUCCCGGGGACACAAACAGUGCCCUUACUGCCUCCUCUACAAGUAUAUGUACAUCCACCGGCCGCCCACCCAAAUGGAGGCCAAGUCCCCUUUCUACCUUACAGCCAGGAAGGAGGCCACAGACAUGGGCAGCGUAUGGUAUGAGGAACAGAGGAUGGGACUGCGCUCUCUUCGGGGAAUUGUCCCAAACUUAGCCAAGAAGGUCAAGCUGGAAAACUGUGAGAACUUCACCUUUGUCUCAUUUACUCAGGUCUCUAGGAGACUUGGCUCCCACAGUUGCUGUCAGUGA